UUGUAGUUCAUCUUUCCGCCACUGCGGGCGCUAAAGAGGAGAGACACGUCAUCGAUGAUCGCAGUAGAAGAAGAAGAAGACUUCCGGUGAAAACAAACACGUGAGGAAAAGGAGAAAAAGUCAGCAGCUGUCAUGACCAGGUGGGCAAGAGCCAACAAUGUCCACAGACACAAACCAGCAGAGGCCACGCCCUGGAGUCAGCUGAGGGGGCGGGGCUCCGGGGGCGGGGCUCAUGGCGCUCCUCUGAGGAGGACUCAGGCCAGCAGCUCCUCGGCAAAGAGUCGGAAGAAGAAGGACUACACCAAUGAGGAUGUGAAUGGAUUCCUGCAGUAUCUGAAGGAGAAGGGAGCCCCUCUGCCUGCAGGGGGGCAGGAGCGGCAGAAGGGGGGGCAGGAGCUCGUGCAGGAGGUGGGGGAGGCUCUGAGGAAAGACCAGAGGAGGGAGACCCGGAGAGUGAAGAGGCAGACGGACAAGAAGAACAAAAUGCUCUGCUUCAACUGCAGGAAGCCGGGUCACGGUCUGGCCGACUGUCCGGAGGCCGACGCCGACCGGGAGAUGGGCCGAGGCAUCUGCUACCGCUGCGGCUCCACCGAGCACGAGAUCCACAAAUGCAGAGCCAAAGUGGACCCGGCUCUGGGAGAUUAUCCGUAUGCCAAGUGCUUCAUCUGCGGUCAAACCGGCCACCUGUCGCGCUCCUGUCCGGACAACCCCAAAGGACUUUACGCAGAAGGAGGUUCCUGUCGUCUUUGCGGGUCGGUGGAACAUUUCCAGAAGGACUGUCCCGAGCAUCAAGCUGCCACUCACUCCGUGACUUUGGCAUGGUUGUCCAACAACAUGAGCGCCGACCACGAGGACGUGCACGUUCCGGUGAAGAAGGCCAAACCCAAGCAGACCAAAGUGGUGACGUUCUGACCUCCGCCUGCGUCACAUGACCGCCUCUCCUCCUGGGCGACUUCUCGGACCUUCUGGGUUCUGGUUCGGAUGAGAGAUCAAAGGCUGAGCCUCUUUAAAGGAACAUCUGCUCCUCUUCAUCAGUCUCAGCGUCUCCUGGUGUGGGAUGAAGGCUGCUCCCUGUUCACAUCUGUCGGUUUGACGGUGACGGAACUGAAACGUCCUGCCGAUGAGCUGCGUGCAAUGCAUGCUGGGAGUCCGAUAGCCGGAAGUACAGAGAGCUCAAGAAAUGCAAAAACAGUAGAAGUUGGGCAGCCAACAUUUUCUCUGUAGCAGAUUUCUGAGGGACCUCUGCUGCUAAAAUAGAAGCUGGCUACAGAAAAGCCUGUGUGUUUAAUGUAAAGAUGUAUAGCAUAAAUGGGUUUGACCAAAGCUCAAUAAAACCAGAGGAACAGCAGGCUUAAA
Oryzias latipes (Japanese medaka) is the source of this 1356-nucleotide messenger RNA. RefSeq names its product zinc finger, CCHC domain containing 9 (gene zcchc9). NCBI's taxonomy places the organism in Eukaryota, Metazoa, Chordata, Actinopteri, Beloniformes, Adrianichthyidae. Gene Ontology annotation, cellular component: nucleolus. Gene Ontology annotation, molecular function: zinc ion binding; nucleic acid binding. The record is from RefSeq and is a predicted model, not a curated record.